This is a messenger RNA of Bubalus bubalis (water buffalo), 2568 nucleotides long. It is a transcript of the gene RMDN3, whose product is annotated as regulator of microtubule dynamics 3. Gene Ontology annotation, molecular function: microtubule binding. Bases 231 to 1472 code for a protein of 413 amino acids. Lineage: Eukaryota; Metazoa; Chordata; Mammalia; Artiodactyla; Bovidae. The transcript has 8 exons. The record is from RefSeq and is a predicted model, not a curated record. Gene Ontology annotation, cellular component: cytoplasm; mitotic spindle pole; spindle microtubule.
GCUAGUUGGCACCGUUUGAUGACGUCACGGUCAUUGACAGAGAAGCCGCGGCCUUCGCCACAGUAGCUAGCGGUAGUAAGAGUGAGUUGAGGUCCAGACAGGCUGGGGCGCCUUCAAAGGGCGCGGCGGGAAGGCCAGGGUUUUGUAGCCAGGGCGGCGGGUUUGUGAUCUGCAGUGUCGUGAGGCUGGGGGAGGAGUUUGGAAGCCCAUCGACCUGACUCCGGUGUAGCAUGUCUAGUCUGGGGACCUUGGGUGGCGCCCGCGCCGGGCUAGGACUGUUGCUGGGCACCGCCGCGGGCCUUGGAUUCCUAUGUGCCCUUUAUAGCCAGCGGUGGAAACGGACCCAGCGCCGCGGCCAGAGCCAGAGUCAGUCCAACUCUCUGGACUACACGCAGACUUCAGAGCCUGGACGCCAAGGAUCUUCUCGUCCCUCUAGCCCACGGGCAUCGCUGUCUCCUGUCCUCCGUCCUCCAGUCAGGCCGUUGCGGGCAGUCCCGGGUGAGGCUGGUGAUGCUGCAGUGCUCUCAAGCCUCCCACGAGGACAGGAGGUGGUACUGGACCGCCUGGAGUUCGUGCUGACCAGCCUGGUGGCGCUGCGGCGGGAGGUAGAAGAGCUGAGGAGCAGCCUGCAGGGGCUUGCUGGGCAGAUUGUGGGGGAGGUCCGAUCACAUAUGGAAGAGAACCAGAAAGUGGCUCGGCGGCGAAGGUUCCCAUUUGCCCGGGAGAGGAGUGACUCGACCGGCUCCAGCUCUGUCUACUUCACGGCCGCCUCGGGAGCCACGUUCACGGAUGCCGAGAGUGAAGGCGGUUACACAACAGCCAAUGCUGAGUCUGACUAUGAGCGGGACUCUGAAAGGGAGAGUGACGGUGACGGUGAAGAUGAAGUGAGCUGCGAGACCGUGAAGAUGGGCAGAAAGGACUCCUUGGACCUGGAGGUGGAGGUGGAGGUGGCUUUGGGUCCGGAGCCUGAAGCCCUGGAGGCUGGAGGCUCCCCUGGCCAGGAAGAGGUGCUGCCGCUCCUGCAGCAGGCAGACGAGCUGCACCAGGGCAGUGAGCAGGGCAAGCGGGAGGGCUUCCAGCUGCUGCUCAACAACAAGCUGGCGCAUGGAAGCCGGCAGGACUUUCUCUGGCGCCUGGCCCGGGCCUACAGUGACAUGUGUGAGCUUGCCGAGGAGGCGAGUGAGAAGAGGUCCUAUGCCUUAAGUGGUGAGGAUUCUGACCAGCAUUUGGGGCUGGUGUCUGGACUCUUGGUGGCAACAACCGCCUUUCCUUUUCCUUUUGAUCAUCUCUUAGUACUAAUAGCCAACGUGAACCCUGAAGGUGGAGAUGGAGCAGUGGUUGGAGAAGCAGCUAUGCCCACACCGGUCUGGCUCCUUGUAGCACCCCCGGACAGAUCUGUUCCUUCUGGAGAAGCUGGACCAUCAGGAGGCUGCAGGAACUGGUUGCCUCGUUCUUCACCCUUAUUUCCCUAGUGAGUGAGUGCUCUGAAGCGGGCAGAGUGAAGUCCCCUAAAAGACAGUGUCCCUCAGUGGUAGAGCCACAUGGUUCUUCUGCUUGGAUAGGGGAAUUGUAGGGUUCUCACCUGUUCUCUUUAAAUGUAUUUGUUGCAUAUACAAAAUUAUACCAUGAUUACUAUCUCUUAUACAUGAGGAAACAUUUCAGAUUAGCCAGCCUAUCACCUCAACACGUUACUUUUGUUCCAUUCCCUGUGUUCCCUUUCAAGCCCUCACCAUUGAAAAUUUCUUUUUAUUAUUUCAAAUUUUUAUUAUACAGUUGACUUAACAAUGUUUCAGAGGUACAGCAAAGUUAUUCAGUUAUACAUAGAUAUACUUUGCAGAUUCUUUUCCAUUAUAGGUUAUUACAAGAUAUUCAGUAUAGUUCUCUGCUACACAGUAGGUCCUUGUUUAUCUAUUUAAUAUAUAGUAGUUCAUAUCUGUUAAUCUCGAAUUCCAAAUUUAUCCCUCCCCUUGGGUAACGUUUGUUUUCUCAGUCUGUUUUGUAAAUAAGUUCAUUUGUAUCAUUUUUAAAAAAUGUUUCACACGUAAGUGUUGUAUAUUUGUCUUUCUCUGUCUUAUUUAUUUCACUUAGUAUGAUCUCUAGAUCUGUCCAUGUUGCUAAAAAUGGCAUUAUUUCAUUCUCUUUUACGGAAGCCCUCUUGAUUCUAAUCAGAUGUCCCAUUUCGCAGUGUUCUGUUUUCUCCAGUGUGUAGGUGUAACGGUUCUCAUCUGGAGGGCUCCAGCUCCUUGACGUUCUAGGGGACCCUUGUCAAGAGCCUGCAUGUGUUUAGGCCUUGAUUUGUUAGUUUUGGUGCCUGGAAAACUUGGGUAAGGACUACAUGAAAGUCAUCCUUGGUCAGAUGCCAGGUCAUUUGGCUCUAGUGAGUUCUGGCCCAGAGCCAUGGUUACUGUUCCUAGAUCAUGGUCCUCUUGAGAAUCCAAUCAAUCUCCAAUCUUGAGAAUCCAAAGCUGUGGACCCUCUCAAGAAAAUGGACUUAUGCCUAAUAUUUCAGUGGGAUUUCAUGGACACCCUAAGGCCUAUCCACAGACCCCAAAUCAAAAACUCUCCAGG